Messenger RNA from Cornus florida, 1550 nucleotides. RefSeq lists its product as uncharacterized. NCBI's taxonomy places the organism in Eukaryota, Viridiplantae, Streptophyta, Magnoliopsida, Cornales, Cornaceae. Gene Ontology annotation, cellular component: chloroplast. The transcript has 2 exons. The coding region runs from base 71 to 1108 and encodes 345 amino acids. The record is from RefSeq and is a predicted model, not a curated record.
GGUUGCAAGUGGAACUCGCUUCUUAAACUCCUACUAGCUCUUUUGCUUACAUUUGAUGAACUGAAAGAAAAUGGAUUGUGAUCUUCUCAAAAUCCAUUUACAAACCACUCUAACUUCAAAGCAUUCAUUCCAAUUGCAACUAGCUAAAACUACUCUCUUCGCAUCUUUCCCAUUCUCUACACAGCAGCAGCAUCACCACCAAUACCAUCUCUCCUCCUCCUCCUCCCCAAAACCCAAAUCCAAAUUCCUUCCUCUAUCUGUCCAAUGUUCUUCUUCUAUCUCCUCUCCCACCCCACCCACCUCCAAAGCAGAAGCCAUCCUCCAAGCCAAAACCUGCCUCUCCACCACCUUAGAAAAGCCCCUCAACAACCCCAAACUCACAGGUAAGCUCAAGAAACUGAAGCAGCCCAGGUUCCGAGUCGAGAUACCCCUCAUUGACGACUCGCCCGAUUCGCUCUCCCAACUCGCUUUCGCGGUCUUUUCUGACAUACCCAUCAACAGAAAAGGCUCUCCGGUGAAGAUCUCACUCGUAUGGCCAAACCACUCGUUGACAGAAUCUGCUGCUGAUUCCUUUGUUUCUCAACUGCCAAACCGGCUUGAACACUUGUACAUAUCUUCAUUGACCAACAACAGUGAUACCACCACCAGCGUGUUGAAUUCUGGUGAUGUGGCAGUGUUUUUGGCGCCAGAGGCUUCACAGUUGGCUGUUAUGAAAAGAAUUACUGACAUUUUGUACCCAAAGCCAGUGGUGAUUUUCAACCCUGGAUGGGGGUUUGAAGAGGAGGGCAGUUUUGGUGAGUUGAGUGGGUUUGUGGCCUCAUUUGAGGUGGUAUAUUCAUUUAUGGGAUUGGAGGUCAGAGGAAUUUUGAAUCAGAGAAAAGGAGUAAUCUUCAAGUGUGUUAAAGAUGGGGUUUUGAGCGGUGAGAGAUGGACGGUUUUCGUUGAAGAAGGAGGGGAAAUGAAAGUGAUCUCCAUGUUCAAGGCAAGGCCAUCCAUUGGGGAAGUUGAAAACGUUUUGUAUAACUUGAUGGCUAUUAAUUCCCCUAUUACAAAGUCUGCCAAGUUUUUGAAGGAUUUGGUUUCGAAUGUAACCGGAAAAAACUUUUGAUGAAAUUGUCAGAAAAGUUGACAUACUUGGUCCAUAGAGGCCGAAGUUGGGGGAACACUACAUCCAGCCAAGGUUUUGCUCGGCCAUUGAAAUGGAUGACAGCGGCAGUUUCAGCAUCUGAGAUGCUCGUGUUGCCCUGGUACCCCAGUCCGAGCAUGUGCCAGAACGGAUCAAUAAUGUGGACGUGAUCAUGGAAUGCUAUUAGUCCCGGUGGCAAUGUUCCUAGCUGCCACAAACUUAAAUCGGAUUUCAAGUUCUGUAAGGAGAGGAACAGGUAUACUUGUUAGAAUGCAACUUUGAUUUUGCAAUAGACUACCAAUUAUUCUGAGUUCUAGCCAGAUGAAUUCAAUAGUCAUGUAAGUAUCUGGAAAAUCACAUGAUUAAUGUGAUAUAACAAUAUGGAAUUUUACCUCUUCAAUCCAGUAAUGAUAUGUUUGGCUUA